AUGGAGCGCCGAAGCCUGGUGUCUCGUGGAAUGGCAGUGUUGGGAGCAGGAGGCGCCUGCACGCGGGAAGCCCACCUCCGGGACAACUCAGUUGUUAGCCCCGAUGCCAUUGCCGAAGGCGCACGGCAGGAUUGCACAACAGGUCUGGCGAAGAACUUGCAGCCAAACGCUUUCAAGUAUCAUGUAGAUUUCAGCUCUGAUGUUCCGGGCGAAACUGCUGAGCUUUGGGUUGGUACUCCGUACGCGGCGUGGAUCGAAAGAGAUGUUCGCCGGCGACAUUCCAAGGAGCAUAUGGCGCAGAUAAACGAGCUUCAAGAACAGCUGCGGCAGGAGGUGCAGCGCCGUAGAGCGGUGGAGCAGGAGCUGGAGGAAGCCAGGGAGGAGUUGAAGAAGGUCCCAGAGUUGCAGGCAGCUCUGACCGAGAGCAGGCAGACCCUGAUGAAGUAUGUGGAGAAAGGCCUCGCUAUCAGCGGCCUGGGAAACAUACACGCGGUUUGUCGGAACAUCCUCCACCAGUGGCGAAGACACACAACAGUCAACACGAUUGACCGACUGCGCAGACGAACUCCCGACGUGGGGCGUUGCCAUUUCGAGCUGCUUCAGUUGCAUGAGCAGGGCCUCGAGCAUCUCAAGGCUGUGCAGGUUGACAUGUUGAAUGCUGUCACACGUUUCAUGGACAAAGAUGCCAUGAUCAUCCCAGAUCGCGAAGAACCGGAUGAGGCUCUUCGGAUGUCUUUUGCACUCUGGGACGGUGCGUUGGUUGAAGCCGUUGAUGUCAACUGGGAGUGCGAGCUGUGGCAUUUGCCGCCAGUGGGGGAAGGCCACCGCUCCAGGGCUGGCCUGGCCUUGGGCAGCCUUGGCCGUCGCCUGGCUGCUGGCCUUUCACCGAUAUCAGCUGACGAGAAUCUGAUGCCAGACUGGGAGCGCGGCACAUGGCAGGAAAGCCUUCUAAAUCUGUCUGGGCACGAGGUCAAACUCCGAAAGCUGCCGCUUAAGCCCUUGCCGCGCACGGGCAGCGAGAGAGUGCGCAGGAGCUCGGGUCAUGAACGCCUGCCAGACGAGUUCAUGCCGAGGGUGGGGCCUUCAGCGAGGGUGUCCCAGCCGCGCACCAUGCACAGAGCACAGACUCGAAGCUUGGGCGACUCGGCGGAGUUUGUUCGGACAAAGAUGACGUCCGAUGUCGUGGAAUGCUUCUACUUUGACAGCGGGCCACUUGCAGAGCUCAACAACCAGGUGUCUAAGUCUAAGCCGUAUGCCACGCCCUUCUCGCCGAAGUCUAAUGCUGCCUGGAGGAAGCUGAAGGAGCUCUGCCUCACGGAAGAUGGGCAGUGCGUUCGCUGUGCUUCAACAGGCGGCUCAACCUGUGAUGAUGGCGCUUCGCUCGGGUCAACACUCGAAACUUGCAUCACCCAGCAGCCGACCCAAGCCAUGGAUUCCUGGUUCGACUCAGUGCCUGACUGGACAAGACAGGCCCAGAGUGUGACCAUCGGCGACACAUUGGACUCCAAGUGCCUGGAGGUCGAGUCCUUUUCGAUGAACAGGAAUCUGGUGGAGCACGGGCUACCCCUCAUGCUUCGCGUCCCUGAAAUCGGCAGCAGAUUUUCCGAGUACUUCGUCUGUGUGCAUAAGGGGGGCGAGAACUUCAGUCUGCUAGACAGGAGGAUCAGCCGGGAGAAACACAACUUCCACUACGCCUGGGAGGACGUGAGCAUCUAUCACUACAUCCAAUCCCUCUUGCCUCAGGACGAGAGCAGCUCGGAGGUGGCAGCCGAACGCCCGGCGCAGGCCCUGAAGAAUUACUACACUGAUGAGGUGGUGCGGUGUACUUUCAGCGAUAAAUGCAACCCUCGUCAGAUAGACCUCAUGUUCAGGACGAAGCAGGCUCUGCAGUGCUGGGUCCACCUCAUGCAGUCGAAGCUUCUGGCCAAGAUGUCCCAGGAAGCUUGGACUUCAGUUUCAGGGCUGUAG
Molecule: messenger RNA, 1968 nt
Organism: Symbiodinium pilosum
Lineage: Eukaryota; Dinophyceae; Suessiales; Symbiodiniaceae
Source: the annotation of a GenBank genome assembly